Molecule: messenger RNA, 1467 nt
Organism: Aspergillus nidulans FGSC A4
Lineage: Eukaryota; Fungi; Ascomycota; Eurotiomycetes; Eurotiales; Aspergillaceae
Product: ESCO family N-acetyltransferase
Exons: 2
Coding region: 262-1467 (401 amino acids)
Cellular component (GO): nucleus
Source: RefSeq, a predicted model, not a curated record
CAGUGGCAUCACCUACGUAAGUUAUCAAUAUACCUGAAUCAGGCUAGUUUGCCUUCACGCGUUCCGUCGAUCACUUCCGUCGCCGCCGAAGCUUUCCGUCCGUGGAAAAUAAUCAUCACAGGCGUCAUCAGCGCAUAAUAACAUUAGCACUGCCUGGCUCCUGUUUUCACUCUCCUAUUAUUUCGGUUCUGGGUAUCCAUGUUUGCCCGUACCGGUCUCUCAUGAUUUGAAACAGUCGCUCGGGAGAAGUACAAAAAGGAGAUGCCGUGGACUGUAACAAAUUCAUUCAAGCGAGGUCUCAUGAUGAAAACAUACGGGCGGUCUUCAUGGCGCGUCUACGAUGAUGACCAACGUCCAGCGGCCAAGAAACGACGCGUUUUGUCGGAUUGCGAGUCGGACGCGGCUGAAAAGAGCCUUGAGUACGCCAUCCGGGAGUCCACGGCUAACGUACGAUCGAGUCCGUCGCGUCGAAACUCUCUGGCACUUUCCGAUGGUUCUCAGGACACUGAUUUGUCAACACCUCCUUCUUCCCCUCCGCCACGCUUGUCUCCUCCGCCGCAGAACACCCGCAAACCGACGUUCUCCUUUCUGAAGCGCAAGUCGGCGCCCAAGGAUGGGGCCAAUGGGUCGCCUCUCUCCGAAGUGAACUCCAACAGCGUACGCGCAUCUCUCGAUCCUCCGAAGAAGAAAGCAGGGACACCGGUUUCUCAACAACCGGCGUUGAAGCAGAUGCAGCUCGAUUUGGGCCAUGAGGUACGGAAAACGUGCGCGACCUGUGGGAUGGAAUAUGUGCCGUCCAACAGCGAGGACGCGUCGCUCCACAAAAAAUUUCACGACAUGAACUCGACUGGGGUAGACCUAGGCAAAGCGUUCAUGCGGGCGAACGCGUCCCGAUGGGUUUACGAGGCGACUCGCUUUGAGGAGGGGUAUGUGGUGAUAGUGGAUCGCAAAUCGUCACCUACAGCAAAGAACCAGGCCAAGAAGGUCCUGGAGGUCAUCAGCAAGGAGCUGUCCUCUCCGGUGAUCGAGGAUGAUACCCUAUGGAGCCAGACGGAGCCACCGAAACAUCUGCGCAAGAACGGAGCGUCGGAGAAGGUGGACAGAUACAAGGUGUUCUUGCACAUGAAGGACAGCCGGUGUGUGGGCGCCUGUUUAACUGAGCGUAUCUGGGAGUCUCACGCGGUGGAUAAGGCAUCUAUCCAGACGGACGGUGCUGACUCGGCCGUCACUGUUCGCGACGAUACCCAUCCCGCGAUCGUGGGGAUCUCACGCAUCUGGACGUCUGGCUCUUCACGUCGAAAGGGCAUUGCGAUGGAUCUUCUUGACUGCGUCGUGAGCAACUUCAUUUACGGGAUGGAAAUCCCGAAGGAACAGGUAGCUUUCAGCCAGCCAACAAACAGCGGGAAGAGCCUAGCCCAAGCAUUUUUUGGGCCAGAAAACGAAUGGCAUGUCUACAAGGAGAGUUGA